AUGUUUGCGGAAUGUUGCAAUUUCUACCCGGUCGGGGAAUACCUCAAGUUUGUGAGGAUACCAGAGAACUUGGAGGUGGGAGAAGAAGUUCUGCAAGUGGAAGUGCAUCCAAGAAAGAACCUGAGCCUACAGCCAGUUGACAAAGAAGAAGACGCCCAACUCUUCACGUACCGAGACGUGAACCGAACUCAUGUCUCCGUGAUCCUGGCGCAGAGUGUGGACGGGCUGGUAGAUAGCGAUGCCCCCCAGAACGUGGUCAAGUUCAGGCUGGGCUGCGACUUCGACACUGGGGAUGAUCUCAUAUCAGCGUAUUUAUCAGUAACGGUGUACAUCGAGGAUGUCAACGAUAAUGCUCCCAAGUUCAUAGAUGCUCCAUACCACGUCGUUGUGGACGAAUUAACUCCUACAGGCCUCACCAUCUUCAAAGGCAUCCGGGCCUUCGACCGGGACAAGCCGAACACGCCCAACUCUGACAUUCAGUACAGCAUCAGCGCGGGAGACGCUGAUGGCCACUUCGCUUUGGAGAGCUCGCACAAACCCGCUCUCAUUUUGAAGAAACCAUUGGACUACGACGCGGGUGAUAGGGAGUUCAAUUUGAUCAUUACUGCCACUGACAGAGGAACACCACAAAAGAGUUCCAAUACAAGUGUUUUGGUCAGAGUCCAGGACAGUGACGACCUGCCUCCGAAGUUCACGCGGGAUGUCUACAGGACUCAAAUGCCAGAAUUUUAUCCGAUUUUGGGUAAACGCAUCCAUUUACCACUUACCUUCGAGGAACCAAUCAGAGCCUUCGAUCAGGACGAAGGAUUGAAUGUACCUCUCAGAUUCGAACUAGUGUCAGGGAAUGAACGCAAACUCUUCUCUUUGGAACCGUCGAAUGGGACCAUCUACUUGGAUAAAGAAAUUGAUUUGGACGCGGAAAUUGGAUUACCAGGAAACACUUUCAUCCUGCAAAUUCAGGCGUCGCAAAUAGACAACCCGCUGAAGACUGCGCAGGCGCGGGUCGAGAUAGAAAUUUUGGAUCUAAAUGAUAACCUGCCGGAGUUUGAGGUGGAUUUCUAUAACAUCAGCAUUGUGGAGAAUCUGCCCAACGGUUUCAGUGUCCUGCAAGUUAUGGCCGCAGACAAAGACCAGGGCGAUAAUGGGGAAUUCACUUACCAGUUAAAUGACCCUAAAGGGGCCUUUUCUAUUGACCAGAGGUCCGGUUGGCUCACUGUUAAGAACCAGACGGUUCUUGAUAGAGAAGCGCAUUCAUAUCUACGAAUGAAAGUAUAUGCCAAAGAAAAAAAUCCUAGCGUAGUUGGGGCACUCUACGAUAAACAGAGGCAAUCAAAAUGGCGCCGAACGCCUAUUACCCCCAGACCUUCAUACAAAGACAGAACUACAUACAUAUUCCCUGACAAAAUAGGAAGCAAAACGGAAAAUGUCGAAUAUUUCGAAGAUGCAAGACAAAUAAUGUCUUUUGUAACUGUUGAAGUUACAUUGCUAGAUGCCAAUGAUAAUAACCCAGUGUUUGUUCCAAGUAAUCUAUACGAAUUUAGUAUUAAAUCUAAUGCGAAAAUCGGUGCAUUCAUUGGCAAAGUGAAAGCUGUUGAUCCAGAUUUGGGUAGAAAUGGAAUGGUUUUCUACGAUUUGCAAAGAACAAGUAAUUUGACCAUUACAUCGCCGUUUUUAGUAGAUGCCAAAACUGGAGCUGUCACUGUAGCUGAAACCCCGAUCAUUGAAGGAAGACAUGCUUUGUUUAUUGAAGCUUCGGAUCAACCUGCUAAUCCUAGUGAAAGAAGAUAUUCUUUAGCUGUAGUAACUAUUGAUGUUCUUAGAGGAAAUAAAGGUUCAAAAUCUGAUAAACCUGGAUUUAUCGGAGCACCAUACGAAUUUUGGGUUGGAUCCAAUGUUGGUAUUGGAACAAGCGUGGGACAGAUACGUAUCAAUGAUGCUAUGGAUAAAAGUGAAGCAUCGUACGACUUAUUACAUAGUUACGAAGACGGAGUGCCAUUUGCAGUGGAAGAGAAAUCUGGUGUCAUAACAGUGAUUGAAGAGCUAUCCAAAUUCAAUCGUCCUAUUUAUGACUUUGAAGCCGUAGCUAUGCAAGAAAAUUCCAACAUUACUAUAUCCACAAACACGACAAUACACGUGGUAGAUGUGAACGACGAGAGAGGUGUCUUAUUAAAAGGAGCAAGAAAACCGCUCGUUUUUCAUGUCAAAGAAAAUGUAGCAGGUGCUAAUAUUGGUCAAAUUUUCCCAGUCAACAUCAGUGCUUUACCUGUUAACGCUACUGGAAAUAUAAGAUUUAUCAUCGCAAAUCAGCAAGAUGUAUCAGAUGAUAUAGCUAUAGGUCAAGAUGGAACAAUUUUUGCUCAAAGACCUUUGGAUAGAGAAAAAAGAGAUACUUACAGCUUAACAGUAAUAGCUGAAUUCAAGAAAGGAAUGAUUUCUGGCGCUGGUAUUUAUCAAGUAACAAUAAACGUAGAUGAUGAAAACGAUAACCCUCCAGUAUUUGAAAUGCCAUCUUAUGAAGGAUUUAUCCCUGAAAAUUCAAAAAGUGGAACUGAAGUCAAAAUGACAAACAAAAUCAAGGCCAAAGAUGCUGAUGUGGGUCCAAAUGCUUUAUUUAUGUAUACACUUUUUGGAGCAGGACAUGAAAUGUUUGAAGUCGAUAAAGACACUGGUGCCGUGACGUUUGUUGGAAAUAAAAUUGAUAGAGAAGAUAAGAGUUCUUACUUACUAAAAAUUGUUGCUAGAGAUAAGGGAAGUUUGAGUUCAGAAGCAAAACUAAUCAUCAAUAUUUUAGAUGAAAAUGAUAAUGGGCCAAAAUACAGACAACUUAUUAUACCUUCCGGUGAGAAUAUUGAAUUAUUAGAGGCUGAUGAAGAUGCUCCAGUGAAAAUAUAUCAAGAAAAAAAGAAUAUGGUGACCGGUGUUAUCUCAAACUCUAUUGCUAACCCCAAAAAUAAAUAUGCAUCGAGAGUUGAUGAGCUAGGACCAUUAUUUUUAGUUCCGGAAAAUAUUGCAAUUGGAUCAACAAUACUUAAAUUAGAUGCAAUUGAUUUAGAUAGUGGAACAAAUGGCCAAGUGAGAUAUGAAUUUAUAUCAGAAGUUUUUAUACCACCACAAGAAAUACCUUCCAGUAGUUUACAUAUUAAAAGAUAUUUUGUUAUAAAUGAACGACAUGGUCAAAUAAUUGUUGCGAGAACAUUGCCACCUGAGUCGGAAUUCAGAUUAAAUAUUUCGGCCAUAGAUGGCGGUGAAUUAAGUGAUCAUAUCUCAAUCAGAUUUUAUAUUAAAGAUGUAAAUGAUCAUUACCCAAUGUUCAAAAAAUCCUGGUAUACUUUCAAUGUGGAAGAAGCACAAUAUACAAGGAAGGUUUUAGGUAAGGUUGACGCUACUGAUAGUGAUUAUGGGCAAAAUGCAAACUUGACUUACUUCAUUCAUCCAUCAGGCAAAGAAAUACCAUUUGAAAUAUCGCCAUUAACGGGGGUUUUCAGUGUAAACGGUGAACUUGACAGAGAGAAAGAAGACAAAUAUCUUUUAACUGUAGUAGCUAGAGAUAACGGCCCAGACAAUAAAUUAUCUUCUUCAGUUAGUGUCGAAGUCCAAGUUUUAGAUGUAAACGAUAACGCUCCUAGAUUUUACAAUUAUGAUGAUUUAUUGGAAUGGAAACAUCCGGAAGCAGAUGAAAUAUCGAACCAUAAUUUCGAAUCAGUAAUGAUGUUACCAGUGUACAAAGCUACUAUACCAGAAAACGCGCCUAUCGGAACUUCAGUUGCUAAAGUGUUUGCUAAUGACUCAGAUUUUAUUGGCAAUGGAAAUGGAUUAAUUUUGUUUAGUUUACCACAGCGAAAAAAUCAGUUAAAUCUUUUUACCAUUGAUUCCAAAGACGGAGUAAUAACAACCACUGGAAGAUUAGAUUAUGAAACUCAAUCUCUUCAUAACGUAACCAUAGUAGCUUCAGAUUUAGGCUCUCCUAGUCUUAGUUCUACAGCUAUUUUAAUGCUCACGGUAACAGAUUUACCUGAUGAAAUAGAGAUGUCAGACAAGCCAGUAUUCAUUUCUAGAUAUUAUGAAUUGGAAAUAGAAGAGAAUGUUGUUACACCCGUAGAACUAGUCACGCUUAAUUUGACUGAAUAUUAUGAAAAUUUUAAGAUGAAGUAUUUUAUUUUGAAUGAAGAUGAUGCUGACAUUAAGAAAACAUUUAUAAUUGACCCUAGAAAUGGGACAUUAUAUUUAGUUAGGAGUCCUGAUAGAGAGCAAAAGGAGGUUUAUGAAGUUAUUGUUAGGGCGGAAAGGCAAAAAAUAAGUAGAGAUAUGCCUCAUAUGAUCUAUCCGGUAUCAGAUGAUAUGCUUGAAGGGAUGAGCAAGUAUGACGUUAAAGUAAUUGUUCGUAUUAAGGAUGUAAAUGACAAUGCUCCGAGGUUUGUAAAUGGUGGAAGACCAUUAGUAACAGCAAUACCUACAACUGCUGCAUUUGGUUACCAAGUAGUCCAACUUCUAGCCACUGAUGCUGACUCCGGUAUAAAUGCAGACAUCCGCUACCAAAUCAUCAGCGAGCAGGCCCCUCGCUUCGCCAUAGACUCUGUGACCGGGUCCGUACGUGUAGUGGCAUCUUUGAUCAGAGACGCUGGCAAGGUGUUUGGGUUCGACGUCAAAGCGACUGAUAAGAAGGGAGCUGAUGAUGGAAAAUCUGCCAUUGCUAAUGUUUUUGUCUACGUGCUCGAUGAGAACAAACAGCUGGUGCUGGUGAUGGGCGCUAGACCCAUGGAAGUCGAGAAAGAAGUUGGGAACAUCACGCGUACACUAACUGACCUGACCGGGUACGACAUCAGAGUGAGAAGGCUUGAAGCCAGCUCCAAGACAGGCAUGGAUGGUGCAGCGACGGACAUGUACAUAUACGCGGUGGAUCCCAUGUCUAACGCCAUAAUAGACAUGGAAGUUCUACAAAAAUCGCUGCUAAAACGCGAAGUGGAUUUACGCCACGAACUGGGUGGCUUGAAACUUUUAGAAGUGGGUGGUACGUCCAUGGUGCAAGCCAGGAGCGGCAAGUUGUUGAGCACCAUGGAGAUCAGCGUGGUGGCACUAGCUUGCAUAGUGUUUGUUGGUGCUUGCACUACUGCAAUUUGUAUAUUAUGCGUUAGAAGAAGCAGAAGACAACGUCACAAACCAUAUUCCCAGCAACAUCUUAACGCUUUCUCCACUGAACACCUAACAAAAUAUGGAGGUCUGUUCCCAUCUGGGGCAAACCAAUGCCAAGAAUUGAACCAGUCUUAUAGCGAAGCAGAUUCGUAUAUGGAUGUUAUAAAUCACAAUGUGACGAAAAAGAUAUGCCCUCACGGAAAUACUGUGGAAGAUUUUGGCAAAGCUCAUCAGAAAUGCGUCAAUUCAGAAUUCAAUCAGAAACAUGAAAGGAUGUGCAUCAAAUUUAACCAACGACCCUUGCAGAAAAGGAAGGGGCAAGACACUUCGAUAACGUCAGUGAAUUCCAGUGGACAAGACUCCGGGAUUGCUGAGGCCGUGCGCUGUCCGUGUGGCCAGUCCAGUCUCCACACUUCGGAGGAAAGCAGCGGAUGCAGCUAUGAAGAUUCACUCAAAUCCAACCACAAUCAAGAGUCUCGCAAAUCUUACCACAGAUCUGAAGCUGAACACAGAUUCCCGCGGCGUGCUUCCUUCGCCCACCACCCAGUCGACUCCAGACCACUGCACUACAGAAGACAAUCCUUCUCCGAAAACAUGCAAAAGCACUUCCCGUCCUUCGAAAGAGUAGGAUCAGAAAUAAGAUUGACCAAACAAAUGUCUACUCCCAAUGUGUCCAAUUUGGGGCAGACAUAUUUCAUGAGUAGUAAACAAAAUUUGAGAAGAAAAGAAGUUGUGAAUGAACCUAUGAUUGAUUACGAUCAUAGCGAAGGGGAAGAUGUGUUUGAUACCAGAAUUGAUAGAAGGCCUAGUGGGAAGAAUAAUAAAAGGAAGUUCAUGGAGUUGGGUGGUCAAGCUGCCGUCUUCGUGGCCACUCCGGCGGCGGCGGAGAUAAUGAGGAGGCAGGGAAGUGAGAGACUAAUGUUCGCAAGACCAUUAUAG
Messenger RNA from Amyelois transitella, 6069 nucleotides. It is a transcript of the gene Cad89D, whose product is annotated as cadherin-89D. Gene Ontology annotation, biological process: homophilic cell-cell adhesion. The record is from RefSeq and is a predicted model, not a curated record. The transcript has 21 exons. Bases 1 to 6069 code for a protein of 2022 amino acids. NCBI's taxonomy places the organism in Eukaryota, Metazoa, Arthropoda, Insecta, Lepidoptera, Pyralidae. Gene Ontology annotation, molecular function: cadherin binding; calcium ion binding. Gene Ontology annotation, cellular component: catenin complex; plasma membrane.